Molecule: messenger RNA, 2825 nt
Organism: Salarias fasciatus (jewelled blenny)
Lineage: Eukaryota; Metazoa; Chordata; Actinopteri; Blenniiformes; Blenniidae
Product: docking protein 1-like
Exons: 7
Coding region: 47-1441 (464 amino acids)
Biological process (GO): cell surface receptor protein tyrosine kinase signaling pathway; positive regulation of MAPK cascade; Ras protein signal transduction
Cellular component (GO): cytoplasm
Source: RefSeq, a predicted model, not a curated record
AACCUGAAGAAGCUGACAGGAGCUGUGAGCAGUUCCUCCUUCAGACAUGGACUCUCACAUCAAGACCGGGAAGGUUUUCCUGCAGUCACACAAACCUGGAAAAAAGUGGAAGCCCGUCCUGUUGUCUGUGUUUCCUGCCAGCAGCAGUGGAGUCGGCCGGCUGGAGAUUCAAUACUUUGGAGGAGGAGGUGCAGCAGGAGGUGAUCACGGCACCAGGAGGCCUCAUGGGGAGAAGAAAGUGAAGGUGGUCCGUCUGUCGGAGCUGCUGAGCGUUCUCAGACUGCCUCCUCACGCUGAGGCCUGCCCAGAGGAGAACAUGUCUGCGUUCUGUGUGGAGAUGCAGGAGCACACUCUGGUGUUCGCGGCUGAAAAAAAGGAUUCAGCGCUCUGGGUGGAAAAACUGUGUCACUGCACAUUUCAGAAAGGAGGACACAGCUCCUCCAACCAGCUCCACAUGGAGGAGAACCAGAUCUACGCCUCCUCAGACCGAGUGGGCGACUUUUGGACAGUGAUCCAGAGAACCGAGGCAGCGGCUCGCUGCGGCCUGCAGGGGGCGUACUGGUUGGAGGUAGGACCGGAGGUUCUAAAGCUUAGAGAACCACAGAAGAAGAAAAUAGUGAGGGAAUGGCCAUACGAGUUGCUGCGACGAUACGGAAAAGAUAAGCUAACAUUUACCAUUGAAGCUGGACGACGAUGCGAAACUGGACCGGGAACUUUCACCUUUGAGACACCGCAGGCUGAGAAAAUCUUCUCCUUGAUUCAGAGCUUCAUCAAACGCAAAACCUCAUCGCCCCUCCCCCAAGAGGGCGACGGCAUCAUCAUUGCUGUCCCGGUGGAGAAUAGGCUGGGGACUCCAGAUGGGAAUUCGCCUGUGAUGGAAGACACUCCAAAAGAUUCACUGAAGUCUGCGCCGGCACCCAUCACCCUCAUGCCCCUCCCAUCAGUCCCCACACACGACAGCCCCUCUGCGGGUCGCCGGAAUACCCAUUUGGAUGUCAUAUACGCUGAUCCGGCGGACUGCAUCCAGUCGGUUAUAAAACGCCAGCCGACCACGGCCCUGUACGUCGACCCAGCCAGCGUGCUUCCACUCAAACCGCCGGGGUCAGCCGUCACCUCCCUCCCCACCGCCCAGCCUCCACCUUUCGGCCUACAGGGGGAACCGAUGGACUCGGAGUACUCGGAGGUAUACGACAGGGUCAGUCCUAACCGCAGUAAUCCUGCCGAGUCCUCGACUGAAGGAACAGCAAGGCGUCCAACGGCAGAGCCAAUCUACGACGAUCCUAUGAGCAACAACGAGGAGCCGGCAAAACAAGCCACGCCCGACCCGUUCAGUCACCUCUAUGCUAAAGUCUGCAAAAGAGGACGGUCCCCAAGCCCCAACGCCAUAAACUCCGCCCAUGAUGAUGACGAUGUCAUCUAUGAGAACCUCGGCAUUAUUUGAUUGGUUUACUUUGUAGACGAGAAAAAACAGAUUCAACUUUCAGAAAAAGAAACAUGUAAUGUUUUCUUUGAAGUUUUUUUUUUUCUCUCAAAUGAAACACAAUCAAACCGGAAACCUGAAAAAAAACAGGAAGGACCUUUUCUGGCCUGAAAAUACAGAAACAUUUCACUCACACAUGUCAGAAAGUGUUUUAGUUGUUAUUAAGUCUGUUCGCAGUAGUAAUCAAUUCUAAUUGUCUGAUGUAACCUCAGCCAACACGUAGAUUACAGAGCAGAUGUUUUUGUGGGAUGGACACAUGCCUAAAUCUGUCCAACUCUCACAUUCACACCUAAAUGCAAUUUACCAGUUACACUCAUAUAACCUUCCAGAACCUUAAAGACCACAAGUGUUAAGAUAAUAGAUUUCAUUUACCUUGUUUUUUAUAGCAUGUUUUGUCUCAUAAAAAAUGGCAUGAGUUGGUUCAGAACAUCCUAUACUUAAUAAUGAUGCCUGGCUUGGUGUUUUUCUACAUAAACAUAAACAUAGUGGAGAGAACUCAGCUCCUCUUUUCUGUCCACUCAGUGUCUGUUUUGGCAUGUGUCUGCAUGUACGCAGAUGAUGGUGGAGAAAAUAGUACGAAAUGUUGUCUGUUAAAUCCUGAAGAGAUUCCACAGCAAGAAAAGAGAGAGGAGGCUCGUGUGUGUGUGUGUGUGUGUGUGUGUGUGUGUGUGUGUGUGUGUGUGUGUGUGUGUGUGUAUGUGUUUGUGUGCAUGCGUGUCAGGAUGAUUGGACUGCAUUAAUAGCCGGCCUCCAUAUGGGGGCGUUCUGAUUAAAAAAAGCACCUUUCCUGAGAUUACUUAACUCAGAGAAACAGAAAUGAAAAAAACAAACAAACAGUGGAUUAGGUCGAAACAGCCAGCUUCACGUUGAGUCCACAUGGGGGCGCUGUAGAAAACCACUGCACAGACACGUGGCGGCACACAGGUAACCUUGUACCUUUACUGGGUACUGUGCUAAAGAACUUUUCUCUGUUGUGUGGAAAAUAUGUCCAUGCAAGGUGGCUUUUAUAAUAUUCCUAAUAUUUGAAAAGCAUCUACUGCUUCAAUUAUUUCAUACAUUUUUGUUGAAAAUACAAUCAAAUACAAAAACAUUGUGACUGAACAUGUGAGCACAGAAAGUUGCUUCACAUGAAUCAUUUAAUUUUUUUUUUUGUAAAUAACACAUUCUAUUGUUGGACAGUGAUAGGCAGUUCUUGUUAUUAAGAGAUUUGCUUUUAAAAAAAAUGCAGCAAUGAUAAAACAAGUGGGUUUUGGCAUCUUUAUUUACCUGUGUUGUUAAUAGAUACGACUAUUCCAGGUUACAUGUCUCUGUAAACUGACUUCACAGUAUUAAAAUGCCCUUUUUU